AUGAUAUAUCAUACCAUCUCCUAUAACUACGAAGAUAAACAUCCAGACACUACCAUACCAGCAACACUGACUACCCACCCCACUAGUUACCAUGAGGACUACCAUAACACUACCAUUGACUGCAAUGGCUCUCCCGUCCGCUCCAUGGGUAAAUAUGCCCAGUCAACAGUCCUAGGUCCUCCUCUCGUCCCAGCAAUCCCAAGUCUAGGUCCUCCUCGUGUCAACAGUCCAGCAAGUCCUACCUCCUCUCGUCCACAGUCAACAAGUCUAGGUCCUCCUCUCGUCAACAGUCACAAGUCUAGGUCCUCUCUUGUCAACAGUCAACAAGUCCUAGGUCCUCCUCUUGUCAACAGUCAACAAUCAACAAGUCUAGGUCCUCCUCUCGUCAACAGUCCAACAAGUCUAGGUCCUCCUCCAGCAGUCAACAGUCUAGGUCCUCCUCUUGUCAACAGUCAACAGUCUAGGUCCUCCUCUUGUCAACAGUCAACAAGUCUAGGUCCCCUCUUGUCAACAUCCAGCAGUCUGGGUCCUCCUCUCGUCAGCAUCCAACAAGUUAGUCCAACAAGUCUAGGUCCUCCUCUCGUCACAGUCAACAAGUCUAUGUCCUCCUCCUGGUCAACAGUCAACAAGUCUAGGUCCUCCUCUUGUCAACAGUCAACAAGUCUAGGUCCUCCUCUUGUCAGCAGUCCAACAAGUCUAUGUCCUCCUCUUGUCAGCCCAGUCAACAAGUCUAGGUCCUCCUCUUGUCAACAGUCCAACAAGUCUAGGUCCUCCUCUUGUCAACAAGUCCACAAGUCUAGGUCCUCCACUUGUCAACAGUCAACAAGUCUAGGUCCUCCUCUUGCCGCAAUCAACAAGUCUAGGUCUCUGUCAGCUUCAACAAGUCUAGGUCCUCUUGUCCGUCAACAAGUCUGGUCCUCUUGUCAGCAGUCAACAAGUCUAGGUCUCUCUUGUCAACAGUCCAACAAGUCUAGGUCCUCUCGUCAACAGUCAACAAGUCUGGUCCUCCUCAUCGGCAAUCUCAGCAAAGUCUGGGUCCUCCUCUCGUCAACAGUCAACAAGUCUAGGUCCUCCUCUUGUCAACAGUCCAACAAGUCUAGGUCCUCUCGUCAACAGUCAACAAGUCUGGGUCCUCCUUGUCAACAGUCAACAAUCAACAAGUCUGGGUCCUCCUCUUGUCAGCAGUCAACAAGUCUAGGUCCUCCUCUCGUCAGCAGUCAACAGAUCUGGGUCCUCCUCUCGUCAACAGUCAACAAGUCUAGGUCUCCUCUGUCAACAGUCAACAAGUCCAGGUCCUCCUCGUGUCAGCAACAAGUCUGGGUCUCCUCUCGUCAGCAGUCCAAGUCUAGGUCUCUCGUUCAGCAGUCAACAAGUCUAGGUCCUCCUCUGUCAACAGUCAACAAGUCUGGGUCCUCCUCUCGUCAACAGUCCAACAAGUCUAGGUCCUCCUCUUGUCAACAGUCAACAAGUCUAGGUCCUCCUUGUGUCAACAGUCAACAAGUCUAG
This is a messenger RNA of Homarus americanus (American lobster), 1506 nucleotides long. RefSeq lists its product as uncharacterized. The coding region runs from base 1 to 1506 and encodes 501 amino acids. The record is from RefSeq and is a predicted model, not a curated record. Lineage: Eukaryota; Metazoa; Arthropoda; Malacostraca; Decapoda; Nephropidae. The transcript is spliced from 5 exons.